Molecule: messenger RNA, 5163 nt
Organism: Terrapene triunguis (Three-toed box turtle)
Lineage: Eukaryota; Metazoa; Chordata; Testudines; Emydidae
Product: zinc finger CCCH domain-containing protein 13-like
Exons: 19
Coding region: 179-4930 (1583 amino acids)
Molecular function (GO): metal ion binding
Source: RefSeq, a predicted model, not a curated record
UUGGGCAGCGCCGUUCGGUUGCCGGAGCGGGCCGCGCUCCUUGUCUUCCUCCCCGUGUGGCUCCGCGCUCAGGCCCGGGAGGACGGACUCCCCCCUCGCCCCCUCCCACCCUCUCCGCCCCGGGCGGCGGCGGAGGAGGCGGCGGGGACCGGCCAGGCAGCGGAAGGAGCAGUACAAAAUGUCAAAAAUUAGAAGGAAGGUCACAGUGGAAAAUACCAAGACCAUAUCCGAUAGCACAUCCCGAAGACCCAGUGUGUUUGAAAGGCUUGGACCCAGCACUGGAAGUACUGCAGAGACACAGUGCCGUAACUGGCUGAAGACUGGCAACUGCCUCUAUGGGAACACAUGUAGAUUCGUACAUGGCCCUUCACCACGAGGUAAAGGCUAUAGCAGCAGUUAUAGAAGGUCACCAGAAAGGCCCACUGGGGAUCUUCGGGAGAGAAUGAAGAACAAGCGUCAGGACGUGGAGGCUGAGCCACAGAAACGAAAUACAGAGGAAUCGUCCUCUCCAGUUAGGAAAGAGUCUUCAAGAGGAAGGCAUAGAGAGAAGGAAGACAUCAAAAUUACAAAGGAGAGGACUCCAGAAAGUGAAGAGGAAAAUGGAGACUGGGAAACCAAUAGAGAAGACUCUGAUAAUGGAGAAGUUAAUUAUGAUUAUGACCAUGAGCUGUCUUUGGAAAUGAAACGUCAAAAGAUUCAGAGAGAACUCAUGAAGCUGGAACAGGAAAACAUGGAGAAGCGAGAGGAAAUAGUCAUUAAAAAGGAGAUUUCUCCAGAGGUGGUUAGAUCUAAAUUAUCACCGUCUCCUUCACCAAGAAAGUCUAAAUCUCCAAAACGAAGGUCAAGUCCCAAAUCUUCAUCUUCAGUUAGUAAGAAAGAGAAGAAGACUUCUACAGUGUCUUCACCGCUCUUGGACCAGCAGAGGAGUUCCAAAAGCACCCAGAGUAAAAAGAAGGGUCCUCGUACGCCUAGUCCACCUCCUCCAGUACAAGAGGAGACUCUCCUGGGGAAAAAGCAUAAAGAAAAACAUAAAGCAAAAGAGCGUUUAGAAGAAAAAACUAGAGAGGGGAAAGAGAGAGGACGUGACUUUGAAAGACAUAAGGAAAAAAAAGAGAAACAGAGGUCUACUUCCCCACCAGGGCAGCAUCACUCUCCCAUAUCAUCAAGACAUCACUCCUCUUCAUCACAAUCAGGCUCCUCUGUUCAAAGACAUUCCCCUUCCCCCCGCCGCAAAAGAACUCCUUCUCCAACCUAUCAAAGGACAGCUUCCCCACCUGUGAGGCGUUCCUCCUCUCCCUAUCCCCCACGCUCUUCAUCCUCUCCUCAGAGGAAGCGAAGUCCUUCAAGACAUCAGUCCCCAGGGAGAGAGAAGGGGAGGCAUGAUCGUGACCGGACUUCACAAUCACAUGACAGACGCCACGAAAGGAGGGAUGAAACUAGAGGAAAAAGGGAAAAAGAGAGGGAAACCAGAGAGGAACGAGAUUAUGACCAAGAGCAGAGUGCCUCCAGGGAUCAUAGAGAUGACCGAGAAUCUCGGGAUGGAAGAGAUCGGAGGGAGACCAGGGAUAACAGAGACCGCAGGGAGCCAAGGGAAUCCAGAGACACUCGAGAAUCCAGGGAUACAAGGGAUUACAGCAGAGAUAAUAAAGAUAGCCGUGAUCAGAGAGACUCACGUUCUAUACGAGAUACCCAUGACUACAGAGACAGAGAGAAUCGAGAUACCCAUAAAAAGGAAGACCAGUAUCAGGAGGAGCCACGCAGUUAUGGAAGAACCCAUGGCAGAGAAGAGAAUUCCCGUGCUGACACACGGAAUGAAUCCAGAAAUGAGUCGAGAAAUGAAAGUAGAAGUGACCGAACCGGCAGAAGUCGAGGCAGAGGUCCAGAAUUAUCUGACAAAGGAAGUCGGGCAACCAGAGGGUCUCAAAUUGACAGUCAUAGCAGUAGUGGCAAUUACCAUGACGGCUGGGAAUCACGGAGUAGCUACCCUGACCGAGACCGCUAUGACAAUCGAGAGCAAGCAAGGGAUUCAUCCUUUGAAAGAAGACAUGGAGAAAGGGAAAGACGUGACAACAGAGAGAGAGAUCAAAGACCAAGCUCACCAGUACGGCACCAAGGAAGGAGCGAUGACCUUGAGCGUGAUGAAAGGAGAGAAGAACGAAGGGUAGACCGGGUUGAUGAUAGGAGAGAUGAAAGGGCCAGGGAGAGGGAACGAGAGAGGGAAAGGGAACGAGAGAGGGAAAGAGAGAGAGACCGGGAGAGGGAGAGAGAAAAGGAAAGAGAACUAGAACGCGAUCGUGCCCGAGAACGGGAGAGAGAAAGAGAGCGGGACAAAGACAGAGAACGCGAACGGGACAGAGACCACCGAGACCAUGAUAGAGAGAGGGAGAGAGAGAGAGAAAGGGAGAGAGAGAAAGAACGAGAGCGAGAGAGGGAGGAACGGGAAAGGGAGAGAGAAAGAGAGCGAGAACGAGAGCGAGAACGAGAGAGAGAGCGGGGUCGUGACAGGGAUAAGGAACGAGAACGUCCGAGAGACUGGGAGGACAAAGAAAAAGGAAGGGAUGACCGCAGAGAUAAGAGAGAAGAUGUCCGAGAAGAAAGGAAUACAAGAGAUGUCCACGAGGAGAGGAAAUCUAAGAAGCGUCACAGAAAUGAAAGUAGCCCUAGUCCUCGUCCAUCACCCAAGCGCCGCCGUGAGCAUUCUCCUGAUAGCGAUGCCUACAACAGUGGAGAUGAUAAAAAUGAGAAGCACAGGCUGCUAAGUCAGGUUGUGCGACCACAAGAAUCCCGAUCUCUCAGCCCCACGCACCUUACAGAAGACAGGCAGAGUCGAAAGCCAGAGAGAAAGGAAAGUUCAAGACGUUAUGAAGAACCAGAGUUCAAAGAGAGGGUUUCUUCAGGAGAUAAACAGAGAGAGCAGAGAGAACAAACAGAAGUCACUGAAAGCUCACGGACCAGGGUUCAAGAGAGCUUAGGACAUCGCCCUUCUGAAGAACGAGAUGCAUCUGAUAGAAUACAUGAGGAGAAUAAGAAGAAAGCUAAAGUGCAGAAAAAGACCACAAAGAAGAAAAAAGAUGAUGACAUCGGGGUGGAACGGUACACUGAGUCAACUGUAGAAGGGGGCCAGGUCUUUUCACCCAAGAAAGUUCCAAAAAAGAAGACUGUUGAGAAGAAACGUAAGAGGUCAAAGGGUGAUUCUGAGGUUUCUGAUGAAGAAAUUGUCCCACACCAUAAAAAGAAAAAAGGCCCAAGAACUCCCCCUGUAACAACAAAAGAGGAGUUGGUUGAAACAGUACCUGAGAAAGCUGUGGCAGUAGAAGCUGCUCCGAAAAGAGAAGACACAACAUUUAGUGACUGGUCAGAUGAAGAUGUUCCAGAACGUGGUGAAAUCAUUGUUCCAGAAAGAAGCACUGAAGAAUCCCACAGAAAAAGCCAUAGACUGAGGGGAGAAAAGGUAGAAACCCCACAUGUUACUAUAGAAGAUGCACCUCAUCGCAAACCUGUGGAUCAGAAGCGCAGCAGCAGUCUUGGUAGCAAUCGAAGUCAUACUUCAAGCAGACUUCGAUCACCCUCCAAUGAGUCAGCUCAUCGCAGUGGAGAUGACCAGACAGGUCGGAAAAGGGUCCUGCACAGCAGCUCCAGGGACAGAGAGAAAAAAAGCUUAGAAAUCACCGGGGAACGGAAGUCUAGAAUUGAUCAGUUGAAACGAGGGGAACCCAGCCGCAGCACGUCUUCAGAUCGUCAAGAUUCAAGAAGCCACAGUUCAAGAAGAAGUUCUCCUGAAUCAGAUCGUCAGGUCCAUUCCAGAUCUGGGUCCUUUGAUAGCAGGGAGAGGCUUCAAGAACGAGAUAGACAUGAUCACGAUCGUGAACGAGACAGAGAAAGGAGGGAUGGAAGGCCGAGAGAAUGGGACCGGGAUGUAGAUAAAGACUGGCCACGGAAUCGUGACAGAAUCAGAGACCGAGAGCGAGAGAGGGAAAAAAGAAGAGACUUGGACAGGGAAAGAGAGAGACAACUUCCUGAUACUACUGAAAGAGACAGAGACAGGGACAGAACGCUUGACAUUUCUUCUCAAACAGAGACAACAAAGCGCAAUGAACCAAAACUGGACAGGGAUCAUGAAAAGGAAUCUGAUGGGGUUUGCCGGGAUACUACAGCUUUGGAGAAGGAAAGGACAGAAAAGGACUUGGGAACUUCACAAGGAUUUGAAGAUGGAAAUGAAGCUGAGAAAGUGGAGAGCUUAGAAGGAGGAGAAGAUGAGGCCAAGAUAGAUGAUGUGCAGUCACUAGGGUCUGCUGCUGGAGAAUAUGAGCCAAUCAGUGAUGAUGAACUAGAUGAAAUUCUGGCAGGUGAUGCUGAAAAGAGGGAGGAUCAACAAGAGGAUGAGAAGAUGCCAGAUCCUGUUGAUGUAAUAGAUGUGGAUUGGUCCAGUCUUAUGCCAAAGCAGCCAAAAGAGCCACGGGAGCCUGGGGCGGCACUCUUAAAAUUCACACCAUGUGCUGUUAUGUUGAGAGUUGGCAUUUCCAAACGACUGGCGGGCCCUGAACUCUUCACCAAAAUUAAAGAAACCUGCCAGAGAGUUUUAGAAAAACCUAAAGAUGCAGAAAAUCUGUUUGAACAUGAACUUGGGGCCCUGAACAUGGCUGCAUUACUGCGAAAAGAAGAGAGAGCAGGUCUUCUUAGUAACCUUGGUCCUUGCUGUAAAGCCCUGUGCUUUAGAAGGGAUUCUGCAAUUCGCAAGCAGCUAGUGAAAAAUGAAAAGGGCACAACAAAACAGACUUACACGAAUUCCCCAGUAGUAGACAGUGACUUAUUAAGGUUGAGUCUACGGUUAUUUAAACGCAAGACUCUGUGCCAAGGUCCUGGGCAGGAAAAGACAGAAGAUAGUAAACUUCCACAACCAAAUAUCCAGCAGGAAGUAUGUGUGUCUUAAGCCAAUGUCCACUUUGGAACUCCAUCUAGUUUAUCUCCCAUCAGUCAUGUUGAUAUUUAUACCCUUUGAACUUUUUGAUUUGGUUGGAAAGCAGCUGUAAGACACUGAAGAAAAGACUGUUUUUACAGGUAAUUCUAUUAUGUGUUUGGAGGGAAUAAUUAAUAGUAAAAAUACAAAGAUCUUUGUUUUCAGUUCAUUUCAACUUUUAUAACAUUGAAUCUUACAAUGUAACA